AACAACGGCAGGCGAGCGAGAAAAAAAAACAACGGCACAGCAGAAACCAACACAACACACGUACUAUGCGCUCACGAGAUAGCGUCGACACAAGAGCGGCAAAGGCAUUGGCAUCGGCAUUACGCGAACAACACACCGACCGACCGUACACAACAACAACAACAACAGCAGCAGCAGCAGCAGCAGCAGGAGGAACAUCAAUAAUAACAAAAACACGGUGCCAUCGAAUGCACAGUGGAAUAGAAGCGCUCCAAUAUAUACGACGGUACGACUAUGGCCGUCUCGCUUUCAUGUGCGCAUUCUGUGUGUUUUGUCGAUAUAGUGUCGACGGCAAGAGUGAACCGCCGCCGUUGUCGUCGUCGUCGUCGUCGUCGUUGCUUCUCGUUCGCCUGCACACAGCCACAAUUUCGGUUCUAACACAUAGCCAUGCACGUAUUCUGUAUCGGUCGGGUACACCAAACCAAUGCCCGUCGUCUCCUUUUAGUUUUGCUGUUAUACUUGAACAGAUAAACAUUAAAACUUUUAUUCUGCCACAUUUAGAGCACUGCUUAUUGUGAAAUUGUUCAGUUUUGUUUCUGUUUUUCUUGUUCAUAUUAUUUUUCGGUAUAUUGUCUACUCGUCUCUGCGCUGUUUGAAAAUUUAUAUUCCUGUUUGGCCUGUGUAGACCACAGUGUUUAUUGUUGAAAUAUUAUAUUGACGGCGACAGCGACAACGACGACGACGAUACGCGCAUUUCUCUACAAGUGUCGAUGCUGUCACCGUUUGUUGAGUCCAUAUUCAAUUCAUUGCUCUGCUCUGAAAUAGUGCGUUGUUGUGAAAUAAUACGCGACACAAAUUGCAGAAAAAAAAACCCUGAACGAAAAAAGAAGGUUGUAGCCACAAGGGGAACCCAGAAGUAGCCAAAGAACACCGCAGCCGGAGAGUACCCAGCCAGAAAAUCGAAAUCAGCCGAAUCAUCUUGAAGAGAAAUAGCUUCGUGUGUGUGUGUGUGUUGAACUGUACCAGCGCAGCUAUUUUGCAUUGCAUUAUUCGCAUGCACUGUUUUCGUCAAACUGACAGACGGCGUUUUCUAUUGAACCGUAGUACAUUUGGAUUGAAACGAAAAAGACAACGAUUCAAUGCUGAACCAUUUGAAUACCGCGAUAAAAAUUCGGAUAAAAGUGAAACAAAUCGAUUUGGCGUCAAGUGCAAAGUAGAUCGUAGACAAAAGAAGCGACACCGAAAGGGACUCGAAUCGAAAGGAUUGAAGCCAAAGAGUCGUUCCCUUGCGAAAAUCGCACAAUACCCAGCACCAGCACCAGCACCACCAUCAGCAACAAUAGCAGCAUUAGCAAUUCGGCGACACUCUCAACAUUCAAAUUUUCGAAUUUGUUUGCUCAAUCAAUUGAUAAUUCAGCGAAUCAUAUCGUUAUUGAAAAAAGCCUACAAUUCGCAUACGAUCGCGAAGUGCGUGAUCUUAUCACCCAAUCAUACACAGCCAAUAUGGAUUUGGUCAUAAAAAACGACGGCAGCGCAUUGAAUUUCUUCCCAAAUUAUCAGCAAAUUGGUGCAAUAGCUUCGAAUUUCAUUCAGGACAACAUUAAUUAUGUGAAACUGAAUCCGGCAGACUCAUAUCAGAAUCGGCAUAUUGCAGCCGCGGCCGCUGCAGCUGCUGCAGCAACAAAUGUACCAACCAAUGUUAUACCGAACAAUACGGUUGUGCAUCAAGCGCCGCAAUCAAAUUUACUCGGUACGACAACAAAUGUCAUUACCGUUGCCCAGCAUCACAAAUGCAAUAUAUGCGAGAAGACGUUUGUCGAUGACAAUCGCCUAAUGAUUCACAUGAAACGACAUUCCGACAAAAAGCCAACGUCCUUCGAGUGCACCAUUUGCUUCAAGCUAUUUUCACAGGCAGGCAACUUGAAAACUCACUAUCGAAUACAUACAAACGAAAAACCAUACACAUGUGAUCUUUGCACGAAGGAUUUUCGACAGCUGAGUGGUUUGAAAGCACAUCAACGCACUCACCUCGAUUUUCGGCCAUACAAAUGCACCACAUGCACACAGGAAUUUCAUCAGUCGAGCGCACUUCGAGCCCAUAAAUGCCCUAACAAAGUCGAACCAACCACAUCUGAUGGUUCAGACGUACAGGAUAUGAUGGCCUAUAAAAUGCUACAACGUUUACCCGGCGCUGAGAAAACACUGAAAAAAACCAAAUCAAAACGGCAACCAAUCGACGAACAGAAUCCAAAUCGCGUCGUUAAAAUCGAAUACAAUCCAGAGGAUGGUAAUUUAUCAUUCAAUUGCGAUCGUUGCAGUCGGAAAUUCAAGCGACGAGAUCAUUUAGACAUUCAUAUGCUCAUCCAUACGAAUACGGCACAAUUCUUUGAGUGUACCAUGUGCGACAAGAAAUUUGUGCAGCUUGGUAAUUUGAAAACUCACUUGCGCGUUCAUUCGGGCGAAAAACCAUACCAAUGUUCGUACUGUGACAAGGGAUUUCGUCAGCUGAGUGGUUUGAUCACACACGAGCGCAUCCACAGUGACGAAAAACCGUUUCAAUGCUCUGCGUGUGAUCGACGUUUUCGUCAAUUGUCCGGUUUGAAUUCGCACAUAUCCCAUUGCAAGCAACUCCUGAAAAAUUUCUAAACGACAUCGUCGUCCGGCCGGCCGCACCAUGUAAACGAUCACCAGUGUUGCGUUCACAAUGCAAGAAAAUAAUCAAAAAAACAAGAAAUGAAACCGAUUGAAAAUCAUAUAUACAAGAAAAGAGAAUGACUAAUACAGGUUAGGAUGCGAAGUAUCUGAAUCAAAUUCAUUAUUUUGCAGCUAUGUUAGGAAAAGUGCUAUUAGAAUGCCCCCGCCAAUAAGAUAGUUAAGAAGCAAGCGAGUGGCAGCCAUGAAUGUGAAAACAAUUGUUGAAAGUCUAAGUGAAAUGAAGAAACGAAUAAACACUUUGUUAGAAUCGAUGGAGUCACACGGUGACCAUUCACCAUGUGUGAGGCCAUUAAUGAUGAUGAACCAUAGAAAGUGCACGGUUGAUACCAAGACCAUUAACAUGCAUCUGAAAGCGAAGAAAAAAAUACGUUUUCUUUAAAUUUAUAUAUAUACAAAAGACGUGAAUAUUUUCUUUACACUUUUCUAUUAGUUGUUAAUCACUUCAAUAUUUUAUUUGAUUGAAUCGAAAUUUCUUUUUUUUUUACUUUAUUUUACAAAUGAUCAAGAAUAUUGGAAUUGCGCAACGAUUUUUUUUGGAUACGAAAAACAAGUAGAGUUAAUAGAGUUAAGCUCAAAUUGGAUGAAAACUGGGAAGAAACAAUAAGGAUAGGAAAGUGAGACGAAUGCGUUGAUUAGAGUUUUAUCAAAUGGAAACAAAGAGAGAAAAAAAAAACAUUUGAAAGUGAUAUAUAAGUUGGUUUUAUAGUUAUACCAUUUAUGAUUUUUUUUUUAAAGAAGUUCAACUACAUAUACUUUAGGUUUCAUUUUCAUCGUCAAGAUUUUUCAUUGUCAUUUUUUUUGUACUGAAUUUAAAUACUCGAUAAUGGAAGAAUUGGAGAAUGCUCGAUAUCAGAGGGCAUAUUUUAGAUACACUUUUUUUCAAGCCAUUGAAAUUUUCUCUUCAGCAAAGGAAAGAAAAAAGCAAAUAAUUACAAUUCUGUUUUGUUCAAUCCCAUUUAACCGGCAAAAGAAACAUAAAUAUGAGACUAUUGUAUGUGUUUUAGUAGAAAAAAAAAAUAUUAUGUAGAGAGCGAUUGAAGAGGACUCCACAAAACUGAAGAAAAAAACACGGGAAAAGUUCGGCUCAAGAAGAAGCAAUCUUCAGAACUCGAAAAAAUAUGAAGUAACCGAAACAAUAUCUGCUCUUCCGCGCGUCCUCAGAUUGCAUAGUACUUAAGUCUAUCCAGUGUACUGUAUACCCGAACAGAAAGAAAGAUCGAAUUUGGUAUGGAAAAAUGUUUCAAAAACAAAAUUGCUAUUCAACUCCAAAGUAGCUACGUUUAAUCGAUUUUUUCUUUCUUUAUAAGUACUUCCAAAUUUGUCGAUCAAAUUUGCACGAUAACCGAAAGAAAAAUAAUCGAUUUCAAUGUGAGCAACAAGAAAAUUGCAAUAAAACAGGAGUAGUUGAAGGAGAGAAAAAGUAAUAGACAUGGUCAUAAAUGUUUGUUGGCAACAAUGCUAUACAGUGCUCUAGUUUAAACUUUUUACUAUUUCUCCAGAAAAAGAAAACACAAUGUAUUUCAUACUAAACAUACACCACAUAACAUGAACUAUUUGCAUAAGACUUAGGUGCCAGCAGAAGUGAUUAAACAUAAUUUCUCAUUGUAGUUUGAAUAGUGUCAUCGCGAAAGCUAAAAACUGUUGCUACUCACUCAGAAUAGCUACAUCACAAAAUCAGCUAAAAGUUGUACAAAUUGCAAAAUAAAUAGAUUCUAUGUUGAUCAGAACGGUGAAGAGAGAGAGAAAGAAAGAAAGAGAGAGAGAGAGAGAGCGAGAGAGAGAGAGAGCGGGAGGCCAGUUGUUGUUAUGCGCGUGUAAAGUAGAAGAAAAGAAUGAAGAAAAAAAAGAACAAGAGCAGAGUAACCGUUUUGCGAUGAUUUUCGUCAAACGGAAACUCACAUCUAAGCACCUAAUAUUGCAUGUAUACAAUUCAUACAUUAUAUUAAAGCAUCUAGGAGAUAUAGUCGUAUGGUAUAUAGUCGCAACACAGACCGUAAAGAAAACACUAGGCAAAACCAGAACUUAGAAUAUGUGAAAUCCACAGCAAUCAGACAUAGAUGGUUCUUGCACCAUGCAACGGAGAGAAAGAGAGAUGGAGAGAGUUUGAAUAUUAAAUGCAUUGCACAAUGUAAGCAACCACAAAAUCCAAUUUGGAAAAUAUUAUGACAGAGAUUUGAGCAACGGACACUGCACGUCUUCGCUCCCUCCUCUCUCUCUCUCUCUCUCUCUCUCUCUCUUUCUCUCUCUCUCUCUCUCUCUCUCUCUCUCUCUCUCUUUCUCCCCUUGUGUGUGCAAGAGUAACAGCAAAUUGACGACAUUGCAUUACGAUGUCGAAUCCAUGCCAUAAGUUUCGUAAAUCAAAUUGAGCGAAACAAUUGUAAAUUGUUCGAUGAUGGAUGCAUGAAAACGCAAACUCAAAACUCACAAAUCGAACGGUCUGCUCUUCGAUAAAAGCCAAUUUCAGCCAUCGUUACAGAAACAAUACAAUAACAAAUAGAACAUCCAGCAUCUUUUACAAAAUCUAAACUGAAUUAUAAAAAGCUAUUUUAAUUUUAAAACAAAACUAUAAGCAUAAGUGUUCUAAUAAAAUGAAAUCUUAAACUACAUUAA
Sitodiplosis mosellana (orange wheat blossom midge) is the source of this 5304-nucleotide messenger RNA. RefSeq names its product oocyte zinc finger protein XlCOF28-like. The record is from RefSeq and is a predicted model, not a curated record. Lineage: Eukaryota; Metazoa; Arthropoda; Insecta; Diptera; Cecidomyiidae. The transcript has 2 exons. The coding region runs from base 1483 to 2625 and encodes 380 amino acids. Gene Ontology annotation, biological process: regulation of transcription by RNA polymerase II. Gene Ontology annotation, molecular function: DNA-binding transcription factor activity; RNA polymerase II cis-regulatory region sequence-specific DNA binding.